Molecule: messenger RNA, 825 nt
Organism: Phaethon lepturus (White-tailed tropicbird)
Lineage: Eukaryota; Metazoa; Chordata; Aves; Phaethontiformes; Phaethontidae
Exons: 6
Biological process (GO): regulation of transcription by RNA polymerase II
Cellular component (GO): nucleus
Molecular function (GO): chromatin DNA binding
Source: RefSeq, a predicted model, not a curated record
UUUGGAAACAAUAACAACUACAUGAACAUGGCAGAGGCAAAUAAUGCAUUUCUUGCUGCAAAUGAGCAGACGUUCCAUACGCCGAGCCUUGGGGACGAGGAGUUCGAAAUCCCACCCAUUACUCCCCCGCCCGAGUCGGACCCUGCACUGGGGAUGGCAGAUAUACUGCUGCCCUUUCAGGGCCUUGGUGACCAGCUGCCCGCGCAAGGAAAUGACUUUACACCUCAGUUCCCCCCCCAGAGCUUGGAUCUUCCCUCUAUUACAAUAUCGCGAAAUCUCGUGGAGCAAGACGGCGUCAUCCACAGCAAUGGAUUGCAUAUGAAAGGCUGUGGCAGGUUGGGCCUGCCUGUUCCUGUUGUUUUCCUGUUCCUGGGCUGUUUCCGAGCCCUCCGGAAUGGGGAGGGACGAUCCGGACUGUGCAACGUAGAAAUUAAGGGCAUAGUUUACAUUGACUUCAGUGGGCGUCUGCAGCGUGCCUCCGCUGUUGGCAUGCAGCAGACCCGGGCUCCUGCUGCGGACUUGGAGAGAAGCUCCUCGUGCCGACGGGCGCACCAGAUGAGAGCCCGGAUCUGUGCGCUGAGUCACACGUGUGUUGUGGUCACGCUGUUGGGUGCCUUGUCCAAAAGGAGCGAUGCUAAAGCAUCGGUAGCAGCUACUGUGGGUGGGUGGAGGGCUAUAGCAGGCCUGUGGUGCCGUCCACCGGCAAGAGCAGACACUUUUCCAGAGCAGGACCCCAUGGCAACCAAGGCAGCCAAGAAGCAUUACCCCUUCAGCCCACUUUGGGGGCUGCAUGAGGACCCUAUGGGGUCACGGGAUAGUAAACGG